Messenger RNA from Umbelopsis ramanniana AG, 1058 nucleotides. RefSeq lists its product as uncharacterized. The transcript is spliced from 3 exons. Bases 44 to 874 code for a protein of 276 amino acids. Gene Ontology annotation, biological process: mRNA splicing, via spliceosome. NCBI's taxonomy places the organism in Eukaryota, Fungi, Mucoromycota, Umbelopsidomycetes, Umbelopsidales, Umbelopsidaceae. Gene Ontology annotation, cellular component: U2-type spliceosomal complex. The record is from RefSeq and is a predicted model, not a curated record.
CUCACCUGCGCUGUGUUAAGACUAUGGCGUGUGGCACCAGAAAAUGGGAGGAGGAGAUCUCAAUUUGAAAAAGUCGUGGCAUCCCUCGACCUUCCGUAAUCAAGAGCGAGUAUGGAAGGAAGAACGGAAGCAUGCUGACGAACAGCAAAAGAUCGACCAGAUGCGAAAGGAACUUGAAGAAGAACGACAGGUUCAGGAAUUACAGCGAAUGCAAGAAGCAGCUGGCGGAAAGAAACGAGCAGACAAGUUGGACUGGAUGUACGCAGCACCGAACGCUUCACAAACGCCGGGUGGAGAUGAUAUGGAAGAGUACUUAUUGGGAAAGAAAUCCGUCGACAACCUACUUCGCUCCAAAGGAGAAGUACAAAAAGUCAACGACUCCGUCAAUGAACGGUUCGCACUCAACACUGCCAGUCCUGUCAACGAACGUGAUACUGCCGCCAAGAUCAGAGAAGACCCUCUACUUGCCAUCAAACGACGAGAACAGGAAGCUGUCAAAGCUAUCAUGAAUAACCCUUUGAAAAUGCGAGCACUUCAGGAUUCUAAAUCAGGAAAGAAGAAGAAGAAGGAUAAGAAGGAACAUAAGCAUAGGAAGGAGCACAAGAGUCGAAAACAUAGAAGCUCUGACGAUCGGGAAGAGGAGGAAUCAGAUCGCUACAAGCGCCGACGACAUGAAUCAUCACGGUCGCCUGUGCGAAGUAGACAUGAGGCAUCUCGCUCUCCAAUUCGCAGCGACAAAUAUCGACGACGUGAACGAUCUCCAUCACCAACGUCAGACCGUGGCCGCCGCUCGAGACGAUCUCCUUCACCAUAUUCUAGGAGUAGUCGCAAUAGAUCUUAUAGCCCUCGAGAUCGCCGUAUAUCGGCACAUUGACCACCAUAACCCACUCUGACUGUUAUGAUCCUUUCACAUGUAAACAGAAAAAAUAAACACUAUUACUUUUUGAUAUGCUCUAUUUCCACUGUCAUUUCCUUGAGCAUCAGAUAUACAAUAAAAUAAUAUAUAUGAAACCAAGAAAAUGUAGUAGCCGUAAGAUGAAAAGAUCUAGAUUAUGUGC